AGGUCAAGCCCCUGCUGCGCACCGUCCAGAGCAUCCGCGCAGAGCCACAUAUUCGAACGCGCCACUCGCCCUUUCUUUCUCACCUCAACUCGCCAUGACCGCACCUCGCUCGGUCGCCGUCGUCGGCGGCGGCAUCAUCGGUUCCUCGACCGCCUUCUUCCUCGCACGCCUCGCCCGCACCAAGGGCAUCAAGGUCGACAUCACCCUCGUCGAGGGCAGUGCCGUCGCCGCAGGUGCCAGUGGCAAAGCCGGUGGCCUCCUCGCUCUCGACUGGCACGGACCCGCGACCGCCUCGCUCGCCGCCCUGUCGUACAAGCUCCAUGCCGACCUCGCCAAAGAGUUCGACGGCGCGGCCAAGUACGGCUACCGCCAGCUCGACACGCUCUCCGUCUCGGCCGACUUCAACGCCGCGAGUGGCAAGGCCGCACGCCAAAAGCGCCUCAAGGGCGCCGACCUGUUCCCCUGGUUGAACCACGACCUCGUCACCUCGUCCGACAUUCUCGGCAGCAAGGACACGACGGCGCAGGUCCACCCGGAGCAGUUCACGCGCCACCUCGUCUCGGAGGCCCAGGCGCUCGGCGUCCGCCUCGUGUACGGCUCCGCGACGGGCCUCACGCGCACCUCGUCGGGCCGCUACACGCUCUCGCUCGACCCGCUCGACGAGGGCGCCGUCCUCGCCCCCUCGGCGCCCAACAGCAACACGCCCGUCGCCGUGCGCGCCUCGGCGCCGUGCCCGCCGUCGCUCGACGUCGACCAGGUCGUCGUCGCCGCCGGCCCGUGGACGGGCAAGCUCCUCGCGACGCUCGGACUCGCGACCAAGGCGGGCAGGGCGGCCGACAUCGAGGGCAGCAGGGCGCACUCGGUCGUGCUUCGGACGGCCGAGGGGCGCGACUUGCCCGCCCAGGCGCUGUUCACGAGCAUCAAGGAGAAGAGCGGCCACGCCGAGCCCGAGAUCUACAACCGCCCAGACGGCACCGCCUACGCCUGUGGCCCGACCGACUCGUCCCCUCUGCCCUCGCACGCCUCGUCCGUCACCGUCGACAAGGCGGCCAUCGCGCGCCUCGUCGCCCAGACGGCGCAGCUCUCGCCGUCGCACCUGAGCAAGGAGGCCGGCGUCACGGUCGAGCGCGAGCAAGCGUGCUACCUCCCUGUCGGCAGCGGUGACCCUGUGCUCGGCCGGAUCGAGGGCGAGGGCGACAAGGGGGUGUUCGUCGCUGCGGGGCACAGCUGCUGGGGCAUCUGCAACGGUCCCGGCACGGGGCAGGUCAUGGCCGAGCUCGUCCUCGACGGCAAGGCGUCGAGCGCCGACAUUCGGCGUCUCGGGCCUUGA
Messenger RNA from Rhodotorula graminis WP1, 1330 nucleotides. RefSeq lists its product as uncharacterized. Gene Ontology annotation, cellular component: cytoplasm; late endosome. The coding region runs from base 95 to 1330 and encodes 411 amino acids. Gene Ontology annotation, molecular function: oxidoreductase activity. Lineage: Eukaryota; Fungi; Basidiomycota; Microbotryomycetes; Sporidiobolales; Sporidiobolaceae. The transcript is spliced from 5 exons. Gene Ontology annotation, biological process: retrograde transport, endosome to Golgi. The record is from RefSeq and is a predicted model, not a curated record.